This is a messenger RNA of Doryrhamphus excisus (bluestripe pipefish), 1356 nucleotides long. It is a transcript of the gene cdca8, whose product is annotated as cell division cycle associated 8. Gene Ontology annotation, biological process: mitotic sister chromatid segregation. The record is from RefSeq and is a predicted model, not a curated record. Gene Ontology annotation, cellular component: chromosome passenger complex; spindle midzone; chromosome, centromeric region. Lineage: Eukaryota; Metazoa; Chordata; Actinopteri; Syngnathiformes; Syngnathidae.
AUGGUAACUCCUCCCCGCGCGGCGGUUUGAAAAACGCUUUUGAAGACCCAACCGAGUGGAAAAGUCGAACGAAGAUAACAGUCAUGGCUCCCUCGAAAAGAACCAACAGGAAAGACAAUAUAAAGACUGCCAAACUGGAAGCAUUUCUGGAGGAUUUUGACAGCGAGGUCGAAACCCGACUUUUUCAAAUGAGGGAAAGGAAGCACCAGCUGUUGAAAGAUGUUGACAACCACUAUAACAUGGCUCUCGUUAAAAUACCCAAGGCUGUCAGGCAAAUGAACUGGCUGGAAUAUUUCAAGGCUGAGGAAGUCAAAUCACUACAAGUGGAUGAUGUAAUGAGGGAAGCGGAGGCCGCAGUUGUAGAGAAUGUUGUGGCCGAGGACUACACAGUCAAGAAAACAGUCAAGAGAAUUACAAAGACAAAGGGUGGGGCAAAAUCCAGUUCUGGAGACGAAAUCGCCCCGAGUACUUUGAGGAAGGGGAAAACGACAAGGAAGCCCCCAACUACGUCAAAACGAGCAAAGGCUCGCCGAGUCAGCCAGCAAAACACUUCCAUCAGACGAUCAUCCAGGAAGGCCUUGGUCACCCCUGCCAGGACUUUGCUUGACUCCUCUUUGUUGAUGGGCCCGACUCCUCUCAUCACGCCACGCUUCGACCCAAGGCUUCCCAAGACCCCCGCUGUGAGAGUCCCUCGCCACAAGGAAAGAGUCUACAGCAUUUCAGUCAAUGGCUCUCCCGUCAUGGCAGCCAACCACGAAGUUGUUGUGAACAUCCCACUCGGUAACGGAGAGAGUAUGCCACUGAUGGCCAGCCAGAUCAGCUCCAUGGACCUCUCCAUGCUGGAUGAAACAGCCUUGAGGAGCAUACGCCAUUUUGUGAGUCAUAUCUCAUCACUGACGACUCAUCAUUGAUAUUGACGUUUUAUUUUUUUCCCGGUAUACCUUUUUGUAGUCAAGAUAAGAGCCUCAGCUCUUCUAAACUCAAAAGGGGCCGUCUCAUUUGAAUAGCAUGUGUGGCGUUUGUGUCCCACUGGGCUUUGUCACAACUGUUAUCUGCUGCUUUAAAUGUUGGUUGUAUGUCGUUUCAUACGCUUGUAAAUAGAAAAGAUUGGAACACCAACUAAAAAGUGUGAUGUUUGUUGUCAAAAUGCAUUCAACUGUUAAAUGUAGCUGUUGUACUUCAUGAUGACCGCCACUAGAUGGCAGCAUUUAGUCACAGUGUAUUACAGCGGUUGCUGAGAAGCUGAUUCUCAAUGCAUUUUGAAAGCAGUUUUUUUUUCCCCCCACCCCUUGAGGUAAUUUGUUUUUGUGUACUAUUUUUUUCUUUUAGAAUUAAACACUUUAUGUAUGUUUUGAA